UCUCUCUCUCUCUCUCUCUCUCUCAGGCAUCUUUCUUCCGAACUUCUUAGCCAGUCAAGCCUUUCUUUUGAUGCUUUCCGUGGUGGUUUGCUGAUGUUCAUCGGGAAAAGCUUCGAAGAGGUUCAUUUUCGAAGAUGAAAUGUAUGGCUUCCUUGCUACAGUACACAAGGGUAUGAUUCCUAAUUACUUUCCUGUUUGAAUCCGGUUGGUUGAUGGGGGCUGUUCCAGCAAACAAUGAUGAUGUUCGGGGUAGAGGGUUGGUUGAACAAAAUAGCCAUAUAAGUUGUGAUCAAAAGCAAGUGACUAAUGGGGUAGUUGGUGAAGGCCAAGGUUUGCAAUCGUUAGAGGAAGAUGAGUUACGAAUUAAUGAGGUAACUCAAGAAGUAAGCAAUGGGCCCAGGGCUUUGAUUCAGGCUCACGAUGGGUCUCAGAUACUGCAACAACAGCCUCAAGGACCUAUUAUAUGUUGGGAGAGGUUUCUUCCUAUCAGAUCUUUGAAGGUUCUGUUAGUGGAAAAUGAUGAUUCUACACGCCAGGUUGUCAGUGCUCUGCUUCGAAACUGCAGCUAUGAAGUCAUUGCUGUUGCUAAUGGUAUCCAAGCAUGGAAAAUCUUAGAAGAUCCAACUAAUCAUAUAGAUCUCAUCCUAACUGAGGUUGUCAUGCCUGUUUUAUCUGGAAUUGGACUUUUAUGCAAGAUUAUGAGUCACAGAAGUCUAAAGAAUAUUCCCGUUAUUAUGAUGUCAUCCCAUGAUUCAAUGGGUAUAGUCUUCAAGUGUCUCUCAAAAGGUGCAGUUGAUUUUUUAGCGAAACCAAUUCGGAAAAAUGAACUUAAAAACCUCUGGCAGCAUGUUUGGAGGAGAUGCCACAGCUCUAGUGGCAGCGGGAGUGAAAGUGGGACACAAACAAGAAAAUCUGGAAAAUCAGAAAGUGAUGAUGGGUCUGAUAAUGAUACUGGCAGCUGUGAUGAGCAUGAUAAUGGAAGUAAUGGACUAAGUCGGGAUGGAAGUGACAAUGGAAGUGGAACUCAGGAAAACACCCAUAGCUAUUGCUAUCAAUAUUUCUUUGUAAAAGAAGACUCAAAACGUCAUCUAUCCUACUUUGGCACACUUGGACAGAGUUCGUGGACCAAAAGGGCGGCUGAAGUUGAAAGUCCCCAACCAAUAUCACCUCCAGAUCAAAUAACUGAUGGUCCAGAUAGCACCUGUGCCCAGGUGAUUCAUACGAAGCCUGAAAAAUUUAGCAACAGGUGGGUGCAUGUUACUGAAACAAAAGAGUGCCCCGAACAGGAUGAGCAACACGACAAUGUUGCAUUUGGUAAAAACUUGGAAACAGGAGUAUGUAAAGAUCCAGAUUCAAGACAUGAAUUUCAACAUGAGAUGUUAUCUAUCCAUCUAAGUAGUAGAAGCCAGAAUGUUUUGGCUAAUGUAGACAGCAAGCCAUUUGAUAGUGAUAAGUCAAAGCACAACAGUGAGAAUGCUAUCAGCAAGCCAGAAAACCCAUCUUCCAAUAUGGCUAAAGUUGUCAAUUCUACUUAUCUCGAGGCUGAAAGCAGAGACUUUGACACCUCGAAUGGCCUUUCUGAUAUAUCACAAACCAAAGCACAUUGUGAUUCGAGACAACUGCCGUCCCUUGUACUAACUUUGAAGAGGAUGAGAGAGGAUUUUGAAAAUGUUGCACAUGAUGACCGCAAUGUUCUUAGACAUUCAGAUCUGUCAGCAUUCUCAAAAUACAAUACUGCCUCUUCUGUUAAUAAGGCUCAUACAGGGAAUGUUGGGAGCUGUUCUCCACUUGAUGAUAAUUCAGCCGCGCAGAAUACGGGGACAACACACAAUUUUCAAUCUCAUUCAAGUGGCAAUCUGCCAAAUCAGCAUUCUAAUGGGAGUAGUAGCAACAAUGAUGUGGCUUCCACCGAUAAAUGUGUUAUUCCUAAGCUAGAAGUCUACGAUGAGAAGCCAGAGUCCAUAUCAGCAUUCAAAUCUUUUCAUUCCUCCACAUUCGAAUCUGUGCAGAAUACACCUGGGAAGGCAACUAAUGUGGAAGUUAACAAGGUUCAAGCCCAAACAAGGGGCUCAAAACAGCAGGUCCAGGUCCAGCACCACCACCACCACCACCACCAUUAUCAUCAUCAUGUCCACAACUUGCAGCAGCAUCAACUACAGCAAGACUGCAGUGAUGUCUCCCGGAAGAACAUGGCUGGAGCUUCUCAGCAAUGUGGAUCAUCAAAUGUGGUAGGAGGGCCUGUUGAAAGUAAUGCGGGAGACUAUAGUGUGAAUGGAAGUGCUUCUGGAAGUAACUAUGGCAGCAAUGGACAGAACGGAAGCUGCACUGCCUUGAAUGCUGGAGUAACAAACGUAGAAAGUGAAAAUGGGGCAGCUGGAAACGUUGGAGCUGGGGCAAUUAGUGGGAAAAAUAGUGGGAAUGGAUCAGAUGAAGAACGAGUGGCACACAGGGAGGCUGCACUAAACAAAUUUCGUCAGAAAAGGAAAGAGAGAUGCUUUGAAAAGAGGGUUCGAUACCAAAGCAGGAAAAAACUGGCAGAACAACGGCCCCGUAUCAGGGGACAAUUUGUUAAACAAACAAGUUCUGACAAUAAGGCAGGACAAGACUGUCAGAGCAAAGACCAUGUAUCUGGGGAUAUUUCUUCUGACAGUUUACAAUAACAGGAGCUGGAGUGCAGAUUUCUAACCCUUGUUUCUGACAAUCCUUCUAGGUUUGUGUACAUGGAACUAGCACUAGAUUGGAAUGUAAGGAAAUGAGUGUUAGAUUGGCUGUAGAAGGUUUUUUUGGGUAGUGGUAUUACUAUCUUUGUGAAAAUGAACAUUUGAUUGAGAACUUAAGAACGUGCUUGCAGCCUUUAUUUUGUGUGUGUAAUUUGAUGGAUUUCUGGGAAGGGUUACCCAUUUAUGUAGGUUAACCUAUCCACGAAAUAAAGCUGUUUUUAGAGUA
Messenger RNA from Juglans microcarpa x Juglans regia, 2946 nucleotides. RefSeq names its product two-component response regulator-like PRR37. The record is from RefSeq and is a predicted model, not a curated record. The coding region runs from base 213 to 2660 and encodes 815 amino acids. Gene Ontology annotation, biological process: cytokinin-activated signaling pathway; phosphorelay signal transduction system. Lineage: Eukaryota; Viridiplantae; Streptophyta; Magnoliopsida; Fagales; Juglandaceae. Gene Ontology annotation, molecular function: protein binding. The transcript is spliced from 13 exons.